Messenger RNA from Eubalaena glacialis (North Atlantic right whale), 3448 nucleotides. It is a transcript of the gene HLTF, whose product is annotated as helicase like transcription factor. Gene Ontology annotation, molecular function: nucleic acid binding; ATP-dependent chromatin remodeler activity; hydrolase activity, acting on acid anhydrides, in phosphorus-containing anhydrides. The record is from RefSeq and is a predicted model, not a curated record. NCBI's taxonomy places the organism in Eukaryota, Metazoa, Chordata, Mammalia, Artiodactyla, Balaenidae. The transcript has 25 exons. Bases 195 to 3221 code for a protein of 1008 amino acids.
ACAUCGCUGCGGGAAGGAGACGGCGUCGACGUCUGGCUCGGCUCGCGGCGUCUUACCUUGCUGAAGCUCGCUCUUGCUUCGGCCCUCGGAACCUGUCCCAGGCUUUUCGGCCCCGGGGCCUGGAAGGAGGCUUAUCCAGGCGGCUCGAGAACGAUCCCGGGCGCCUAAGUUCCUCUCGUCACCCACUCAGCGCCAUGUCCUGGAUGUUCAAGAGAGAUCCUGUUUGGAAGUACUUGCAGACUGUCCAGUACGGAGUCCAUGGAAAUUUUCCACGCCUCUCAUAUCCAACUUUCUUUCCUCGUUUUGAAUUCCAAGAUAUUAUUCCUCCAGAUGAUUUCCUAACGAGCGAUGAAGAGCUAGAUUCAGUUUUAUUUGGAACUUUGAGAGGUCAUGUAGUUGGACUACGCUAUUACACAGGAGUAGUUAAUAAUAAUGAAAUGGUUGCAUUACAACGAGAGCCCGAUAACCCUUAUGAUAAGAAUGCAAUUAAAGUAAACAAUGUGAAUGGAAAUCAGGUCGGCCAUAUAAAGAAAGAUCUUGCAGCUGCCUUGGCCUAUAUCAUGGACAACAAAUUGGCUCAAGUUGAAGGGGUAGUUCCUUUUGGUGCAAACAAUGCUUUUACCAUGCCUUUGCAUAUGACUUUUUGGGGAAAAGAAGAAAAUAGAAAAGCAGUUUUAGAUCAGUUGAAGAAACAUGGAUUUAAAUUGGGUCCUGCACCAAAAACUUUAGGAUUCAGUUUGGAAAGUGGUUGGGGCUCUGGAAGAGCGGGACCAAGCUAUAGUAUGCCAGUUCAUGCUGCAGUACAGAUGACAACUGAACAGCUUAAGACAGAGUUUGACAAAUUGUUUGAAGAUUUAAAGGAAGAUGAUAAAACUCAGGAAAUGGAACCAGCUGAGGCUAUUGAAACACCAUUGCUUCCACAUCAAAAACAAGCUCUAGCGUGGAUGGUUUCACGGGAAAACAGUAAAGAACUUCCACCAUUCUGGGAACAGCGAAGUGACUUAUACUAUAACACAAUAACAAAUUUUUCUGAAAAGGACCGACCAGAAAAUGUUCAUGGAGGAAUUUUAGCUGAUGAUAUGGGUUUGGGCAAAACUCUGACAGCCAUUGCAGUGAUUCUUACCAACUUCCAUGAUGGCAAAUCUCUUCCUAUUGAAAGAAUUAAGAAAAAUCAGCUGAAGAAGGAAUGUAAUGUUUACGAUGAAUCUAUGAAACUUGGAGGGAACAAUACCAGUGAAAAGGCAGAUGGACUAAUCAAAGGAUCUAGAUGUAGUGGAGAACCCAGUAUUUCAGAUGUCAAGGGAAAGAAUAAAUAUCCCAAGUCAGAAUUCUCUAGCUCCCGCCCCAAAAGGAGAAAAACUGCGGUACAGUACACUGAAAGCAGCGAUUCAGAGGAAAUUGAAACAAAUGAAUUGCCACAGAAAAUGAAAGGCAAAGUGAAAAAUACACAGUCAGAGACUAAAAUCAGAGAAAAAGCAGGAUCAUCUAAGGUUAAAGAAGAUGCAGAGUUUGCAUGUGCACUUACUUCAUCUACCCCUGCAACCAAAAAGAAAAUGUUGAAAAAGAGAGCAUCUGCAGUGGAGAGUUCAAAGAAAACUGAUAUUGAAGAGAGACCAAGAACAACACUGAUCAUCUGUCCACUUUCUGUGUUAAGCAACUGGAUUGACCAGUUUGGACAACAUAUAAAAUCAGAUGUGCACUUGAAUUUUUAUGUUUAUUAUGGUCCUGAUCGUGUUAGAGACCCAGCCUUGCUUUCGAAACAGGAUAUUGUUUUGACUACAUAUAAUAUUUUAACUCAUGACUAUGGAACUAAAGCUGAUAGUCCGCUACACAGCAUAAGGUGGCUAAGAGUGAUCCUGGAUGAAGGACAUGCCAUACGAAAUCCAAAUGCUCAGCAGACAAAAGCUGUACUUGAUUUAGAAGCAGAAAGAAGAUGGGUAUUGACAGGCACUCCAAUUCAGAAUUCUUUAAAGGACUUGUGGUCUCUUCUUUCCUUCUUAAAACUUAAACCAUUUCUUGAUAGAGAAUGGUGGCAUAGAACAAUACAGCGUCCUGUCACAAUGGGAGAUGAAGGAGGACUUAGGCGUUUACAGUCCCUAAUUAAAAAUAUUACACUUAGAAGAACAAAGACAAGCAAAAUUAGAGGAAAACCUGUUUUGGAGUUACCAGAACGUAAAGUAUUUAUUCAGCACAUUACACUUUCAGAUGAAGAGAGGAAGAUUUACCAGUCUGUGAAAAAUGAAGGCAGAGCUACUAUUGGAAGGUAUUUUAAUGAAGGGACUGUCCUUGCACACUAUGCAGAUGUCCUGGGUCUUUUGCUUAGACUGCGGCAGAUUUGUUGUCAUACUCACCUUCUUACAAACGCAGUGUCUUCCUGUGGUCCGUCAGGAAAUGAUACACCUGAAGAACUACGAAAGAAGUUAAUAAGGAAGAUGAAGUUAAUUCUGAGCUCAGGUUCUGAUGAAGAAUGUGCCAUUUGCUUGGAUUCUUUAACGGUUCCUGUCAUAACGCAUUGUGCACACGUCUUUUGUAAACCCUGCAUUUGCCAAGUCAUUCAGAAUGAGCAGCCACAUGCUAAAUGCCCUUUAUGCAGAAAUGAUAUACAUGGAGACAAUUUAUUAGAAUGUCCUCCAGAAGAAUUGGCAUGUGACACUGAGAAAAAGCCUAACAUGGAAUGGACAUCCAGUUCGAAGAUUAACGCUCUAAUGCAUGCAUUGAUUGAUUUAAGAAAGAAGAACCCCAACAUAAAAAGUUUAGUUGUUUCUCAGUUUACAACAUUUCUGUCUUUAAUAGAAACACCACUCAGAGCCUCUGGAUUUGUGUUUACUCGUUUGGAUGGUUCUAUGGCCCAAAAGAAAAGAGUUGAAUCAAUUCAGUGUUUUCAAAACACAGAAGCAGGAUCUCCAACUAUAAUGCUUCUAUCCUUAAAAGCAGGUGGAGUUGGUUUGAAUCUUUCUGCGGCUUCUCGAGUAUUUUUAAUGGAUCCAGCCUGGAAUCCAGCUGCUGAAGAUCAGUGCUUUGACAGAUGCCAUAGACUUGGCCAGAAGCAAGAAGUUAUUAUCACGAAAUUCAUUGUGAAGGAUUCUGUUGAAGAAAAUAUGCUGAAAAUACAAAACACAAAGAGAGAACUUGCAGCUGGAGCCUUUGGAACUAAAAAAACAGAUGCUAGUGAAAUGAAACAAGCUAAAAUUAAUGAAAUCAGAACUUUAAUUGAUUUAUAAUUUGUGGGAUUUGGUAAGGUCAGUUUAAUUAGAUAUAUACAGAAGUUUUGGAAAUGUGAAAAAUAGUUUUAGAAAUGAGUUCUAGAGUAUAUCUUCUAAAAGGAGCAUAUCAUUUUAUAUUAGUGAAGAGGUAUUACUAAUACAUAAUCUCCUUCUAUAUAUGAACCUAUUUUUAAUGAUAUUUCAAAUAGCAAUAAGUUCUGUUAUAUACUGUGGCCUAAAAUAAU